Mesocestoides corti is the source of this 1308-nucleotide messenger RNA. NCBI's taxonomy places the organism in Eukaryota, Metazoa, Platyhelminthes, Cestoda, Cyclophyllidea, Mesocestoididae. The record is from the annotation of a GenBank genome assembly.
AUGUCGGUGAUUUUUCUACAUCCAGAUUUGGGAAUUGGCGGGGCUGAGCGCGCUGUUAUUGAUGCAGCAAUGUCUGCGAAAUGUUGCGGCUAUGAAGUUGAAAUUGUCACAAAUUUUCAUGAUCCCAGCCAUGCUUUUGAAGAGACUGUUAAUGGUUCCCUUAAAGUUACUACCGUUUUCAAGUGGCUCCCGAGGAGUUUGAUGGGUCGAUUUAUUGCUCUGUGUGCAUUUGUAAAGAUGAUUCUUGCUGCUUUCUGGAUUGUGUUUGCACGUCGUGGAGUUGUGGACGUAACAAUAUUUUAUGGGCACUUCCCUGAUUUGCUUCUGUCGCGUCACGAUUCUCGUGCCCGAAGAAUAUACAGGUUUCCUUUAGACCGCCUGGAAGGAUUUUCCACUGGCAUGGCUGAUACUUUAGUCGUGAACAGCCAAUUUACUCGUGAUGUUUUUAAGAAGAUUUUUCCUGCGCUUAAGGAUCGUAAAUUGCACGUGCUAUAUCCUGUUCCAAAUACCGAAAACUUGGUCUUGCCGAGCAAUGUCUAUGAAAAAUCGUUGGACGGAUCAUAUGCCCCUCCGAAUGCAGAUUUAGCGAUACACGAUCUUAAGAGUGUUCUUGGAGUUUGUCCGAAGCUGGUUUUUCUUUCUAUAAAUCGGUACGAAAGGAAAAAGAAUGUCGCUCUUGCCUUCGAGUCUUUCGGUAAUCGGUUUGGUAAAUGUCAUCUCUUUUCUCGUGCAGCUUUUUUAAAGAAUCACUGGUCCAGUUUGAUUCACAAUCCGUCUGUGUCCCAUUCAGACGUUUUGAUUGUCCACAUGGGAGGAUAUGAUUCUCGUAUUCUUGAAAAUGUGGAGUAUUUUAAUGAGCUCACUCAUUUGGUUGAAGAAUUGGAGAUUGCAGAACAAGCCGUUUUACUGCGAUCAGUCCCAUCCAAUCUUAAAUGUUUACUUAUUGCGGCUAGUACCGCUGUAAUAUACACCCCUGAAAAUGAGCACUUUGGGAUUGUCCCACUCGAAGCAAUGUUCCUCGGUCGUCCUGUUGUUGCACCCGAUUCUGGCGGACCGCGCGAGACUAUUAUUGAUCAGCAGACGGGCUUCUUGUGUCCUAUUCAUGAAAAUAAACUAUUAAAGAAUUCUGAGGUCGCCAGUCAUAUUGCUGGAUUUAUGAGCAAGUUCAUUAAUGAUCCCGAGCUCUCAAAAACUAUGGGAAAACGUUCCCAUGAACACGUUGUGCAAAAUUUUUCAACCGAAGCCUUUCGAAAACAGUUUGCUGUCAUUCUACAAGAUACUUUAUCCAUUGAUAAGCAACUGGGAUAG